GUGUACAGUCUUCAAUGGAAACAUGAUUGACUAAUCCUCAAAAAGACCUUAAGACCAAAGGACAUAGGAGCAGAAUUAUCAUGACUGAUUUAUUAUCCUGUUUUCUUCUUGUAACCUCUGACCCCCUUACUAAUCAAUCUUCACUUUAAGUAUACCCAGUGACUUGGCUUGUCACAGACUUGGCCGUCUGUGACAAUGAAUUGAACAGAAUCAUCACCCUCUGGCUAAGGAUGUUCCUCUUCAUCUCUGUUCUAAAGGGACAUCCUUGUAUUCUGAGGUUGUGCCUACUAGUCCCAAUUCCCCACAAUAGGAAACGUCCAUUCUAUCUAGGCCUUUCAAUAUUUGGUAGGUUUCAAUGAGAUCUUCCUCAUUCUUUUGAACUCCAGCAAGUACAGUCCCAGAGCAAUCAAAUGCUGCUCAUAGGUUAACACUUCCAUUUAUGGAAUAAUUUGUAUGAACCACCUUUGGGUGUAUGAAUCCAAUCACAAACAAGAGCAAAUCUGCAGAUGCUGGAAGUCCGAGCAACACACAAAAUGCUGGAGGAACUCAGCAGCCAACUGCAUCCAUUGAUUGUACUCUUUCCAUUGAUGCUGCCUGGCCUGCUGAGAUCCUCCAGCGUUUUGAGCAUGUUGCUCUGGAUGUAUGAACUUGUUUCUAUUGUUUAAAGAAAAUGGUAGAUAAUUUUGAAGCCCAUCAUCUGGUCACCCUAUCUUGAGGACAGAAAAGUUCCUGUUGGCUAACUGAGUUUUGAUAUGUGUAGUUUAUCCAGUGUUUGAAAUAAUUCCAGACUUGUCCAGAUCUCUCCAUUUCUCAGCCUUUCAUCUGGGCCUACAUAACUAUAAAACGUACACGACCGGCUGGUGUUUGUCUCGCGGAAAAUUCGUCCACCCGCCAAACUGCGUCUCCCAUAUACGUGGAUGCUGUGAAAUGCACACUGGUACAAACUUGCACACACAAUAUCAAGCUCACACCAGACAUGCACAUUUUCUUCAUGGCCCAUCACCUGAUACACAUUUCGGACCCAAAGCCUCCAUUCUGCAGAACUCCACUAGCAUCGUGCAUAUUCAGGAUCCAACAAGUCAAAGGUUGACUUGGGACAAACCACCGACAAAUGUACUGGUCAUCAAAAAAGUCAAGGAUGAAGCUCUUCUGGAACCAUUCAAGGAACUGUGCACUUUUCUCAUUGAGGAGAAACACUUGGUUGUAUUUGUUGAGAAGAAAGUGGUGGACGAUGCAGCGCUUGCUAAAGAUGCAGACUUUGAGCGCAUCAGGCGGCAACUUAGCCCCUUCCGAGAAGGCUAUGAUGAGCUGUCGGGCUACAUAGACCUAAUUAUUUGUCUUGGUGGUGACGGCACGUUGCUCUAUGCUUCCUCACUCUUCCAGACCAGUGUCCCUCCUGUUAUGGCAUUCCAUCUUGGCUCACUUGGAUUUCUCACUCCAUUUAAAUUUGAGUCCUACAGAACAGAAGUAACCAAUGUAAUUAAAGGAGAUGCCAGGAUAAUUCUGAGGAGUCGCCUGAAGGUGAAGGUGGUUAAGGAUUUAAAAACAGCAAAGCCAGAGAGCAAGUACCAAGUGGAGGAUAAUGGACUGAUCCCUCAGAGUCGCAUUGACAAUGAGACACAAAAAGCCUUCAUGCAAAUACAUGUACUGAAUGAACUGGUGGUGGAUCGAGGACCUUCUUCAUACCUCUCCAAUGUGGACUUGUACUUGGAUGGGAGACUCAUCACUUCUGUCCAGGGUGACGGAGUCAUCGUGUCUACGCCCACUGGUAGCACUGCAUACGCUGCAGCGGCGGGUGCCUCUAUGAUGCACCCUAAUGUCCCGGCCAUCAUGAUCACGCCCAUCUGCCCACACUCCCUUUCGUUCCGACCCAUCGUAGUACCGGCUGGAAUGGAGCUAAAGAUAAUGUUGUCACCUGACACCAGGAAUGUGGCGUGGGUGUCAUUUGAUGGAAGGCGGAGACAGGAAAUACAACACACUGAUAGUAUUACAGUAACAACAUCCUGCUACCCAGUGCCAUCCAUCUGCUGUCAUGACCUUGUGUACGACUGGUUUGAUAGCCUUGCCGAAUGCCUACACUGGAAUGUCCGCAAAAAGCAGUCGCGCUUUGAAGAAAUCACGGAUUCUUCAGACACUGAAUGUUAGUCCAAGGUGCACAUUCAUUUUUCCAUAUAUCCUUUCCUUGCUAUUUCCCUUAAAAAUAAACUCAAAUCACUUUGAGUUAGGCUGAAAGGGUAUGCAUCCCAUUCACAUCGAUUGGAAGACUGCCAGGCAGAGUAAUAUUUGAUCAGCAACAAUUAUUUUGUCUUCCUUUCUCUAGAAGCCCCCUUUCAUGCCCAAUUCCUUGCACCUUAGUCACCCUAAAUGAAAGAAAAUGCCUGGAGCCAGAAAACCAGGAAGAAUGGUGAAAAUGCAUCAGCUCCCUUCACGCGGGACUGGAAUUUGGAUGUUAUUGCUUUUUUGCCUUUUUUGAAGGUGCCUUUAUAAGUAAGUUAGCAGAUUUUAUGGAAUGCAUCCUUGCUGCAGAUGUAAUGUUAAAAAUGGAACAUGACAGUUUCACCCAAGACAGAAGAAUGGAGUGGAGUAUCACUCCAGAGACCUGAAGAUAAUCCAGUCCCAUUGCUGAGGAAGUGCUGCAGAGUCAGACCAUCGUUUUGGAUGUGUUGGUAAGCAAAGGUCCCAUGUUCUCUCUUGUGGGCAUAAAAAUUUGUUACUUUGAAUUACAGAUCUUUCUCCAUUGUCCAACCAACAUUUGCUUCCCUAUUGACCAUGAUUGCAGCAGAUUCACCAUUGUUGCUGUUCAUGGGAUCUUUCGGAUUGAUUUCUCUAUUUACCACAGAGAUGACAGCUGAAGAAGGAACCUGAUUUGGAUGUUCAAAUUUGCCACUUUGGAUGGAGAGGUGUAACUGAGCUCAUGUCCCCUUUAUCACUGUAACUUGCAGUUUAUAAAUGGAAUAAAGCACUGUCGCUUUGGUAAAAACAGAAAAUAAUGUCUAGGAAAGACACUAUUUCAAAAUGGGGUUGAGGCCUAUCAUUAGUUUGCAACUUAGUCAAGUGAGACUUGUUGUGAAAUCGGCAGCCUGUAUUUCUUGGCUUAUUUUCUUAAAUGCGGGGCAAUUGAAUGUAUUAACUUUUAAGUGCAGAUGAGUUCAGGCUGCAAUAUCAGCAAACCAACCUUUCCUGUGGAAUUCAAACUUCAUUCCUGCCCAGUCUGAUGGGAUACAGAUAUCUUCACAAGCCUAUGUGGCUUUUGCCCUAACAGAGAUUUCACCUGGUUUAGUUUCCAUUGUGCAUGUCUGCAAUGUAAUUCAUCAGUCCUGGAUCCAAUUUGUGGGUGAACAUUGUUCUGAGAGCAUGGACGAGGGCAAGGAAGAGCUAUGCAUUGGGGCUACAGUGCUAAAUGCCCUAUAGCUGGCAAACACAGCAUUCUGAGUGAUGAUCAAAAUUCACUGUUUGCACCCUUUAACUUAAGGAGGUCUAACUAAAAUGAUUUCCAGCUGUAAUUGACAUUAGUGUUCCCAAUUUAACUUUCAGAUAUGUCAAAGAGAACCAAAUUCAAAAAUAUCUACAUUUUCAUAAUGGAUGAAUGCACAGAUAGAUAUUGAACUUGGUGCAGAUACACCCAUAACAUUAAAACAGUGUACAUUUACAGUUUAUAUGGAAUAUUAUACAAAAUUACCAAAGAUUUUCCAAUAAACUAUUUUAAAUCUUAAA
Hypanus sabinus (Atlantic stingray) is the source of this 3714-nucleotide messenger RNA. It is a transcript of the gene nadkb, whose product is annotated as NAD kinase b. NCBI's taxonomy places the organism in Eukaryota, Metazoa, Chordata, Chondrichthyes, Myliobatiformes, Dasyatidae. The transcript is spliced from 11 exons. Gene Ontology annotation, biological process: NADP+ biosynthetic process; NAD+ metabolic process. Bases 928 to 2145 code for a protein of 405 amino acids. The record is from RefSeq and is a predicted model, not a curated record. Gene Ontology annotation, molecular function: NAD+ kinase activity.